CUAAUAAACAAUAAUUUUAGGACUUGAACUCUACUUAGGCGUGCUUAGUUCAGUUAGUUAAAAGAAUUGAAUUGAUUUGUGUUCAAUAAAAAAAAAAAAAGAAUUGCAUUAAUUUAUCCGUGAUCUCGAAUUCCACGAUGCGGUUGGUUGACCUUAUUGAACAUUUGUGAACACGAUUUCAAAGUCAAGGCGUGGAAGCAGCAAGUUAAAUCUUUCAUCGUCGAUCGCCUAGAAGUUUCACUUCCGUCCUUACCCAAAUUUUCUCGAGCAUUCAAUUGGGUUCACUUCUUCGUUUCAGCUGAAUUCCUCUUCCUUUCACUCAGAAACUCAUGGCAGAGCUAGUUGGUGGAGCAUUUCUCUCUGCAACCCUUCAGGUGGCUUUUGAUAGAUUGGCUUCUCGCGAUAUACUUGACUACUUCCGUGGCAGAAAACUCAAUGAGGGCUUGCUCAAAAGGCUUCACAUCAUCCUUAUAUCUAUUAACCAAGUUCUUGAAGAUGCGGAGGAAAGUCAGUACAGAAACCCCAAUGUGAAGCAGUGGCUUGAUGAGCUUAAAGAUGCUGUCUUUAUUGCUGAGGACCUCCUGGAUGAGAUUGCAACUGAGGCAUCGCGACAAAAGCUGGAAUCUGAAUAUCGAGCCACCACGAGUAAGAUUCUCUUGUCAAACAAAAUGAGUAGCAGCGAGCCGCCCAUGCAAGUAAUUACUAUCGUGGGUAUGGGUGGUGUGGGUAAGACCACUCUUGCGCAGCUUGUGUACAAUGACAAAAGGAUGGAGGAUCUGUUUCAACUUAAAGCUUGGGUGUGUGUUUCAGAAGAAUUCAAUGUUGUUCAAGUCACAAAAGCAAUUCUUGAAGCAGUUGCUUGUUCCACUAAAGAGUUCAAUGACUUGAAUUUGCUUCAACUUCAGUUAAGGGAAAGAUUGAUGGGGAAGAAAUUUUUCCUUGUGCUCGAUGAUGUUUGGAAUGAGAAUCGUACAACUUGGGAGAUCUUGCAAGCUCCCUUCAACUAUGGAGCUCGAGGAAGUAAAAUUUUUGUAACAACUCGCAAUAAAAAGGUAGCAUCAGUUAUGCACUCUGCACAUAUACAUCAUUUAAAACCUUUAGCAGAAGAAGAUUCUUGGAAAUUAUUUGCAAAGCAUGCAUUUAAUGACCAACUUAGUGGUAUGGAUUCAAAUCUUGUAUCAAUUGGUAGAAAAAUUGUCAAGAAAUGCGGAGGAUUGCCUUUAGCAAUAAAAACUUUAGGUAGCAUGUUGCACAGAGAACAAUCUUGUCAGGAAUGGGCUAAUAUAUUAGAGAGUGAUAUAUGGCAUUUAUCAGAGGAUGACAGCAACAUAAUUCCAGCUUUAAGAUUGAGUUACCAUUACCUACCUUCAAAUCUGAAAUGUUGUUUUUCUUUUUGCUCUGUCUUUCCAAAAGAUUAUGAGAUAGACAAGGAUCUCUUAAUCCAGUUGUGGAUGGCAGAAGGUUUAGUGCAUUCUUGGCGAAAAGACCGAAGCAUUGAGGAAGUGGGCAAUGAAUUCUUCAAUGAUCUGGAGUCAAGAUCAUUUUUUGAGCCAUCAAGGAGAAGAAAUGGUCGAUACUUCAUUAUGCAUGACCUUUUGAAUGAUUUAGCAAAAUCAGUGAUGGGAGAAUUUUGUUUUCUGCUGGACAGCAACUCUUCACAAAAUAUUCAUGUGAAGACUCGCUACUUUUCAUACUUGAGCACAAAUGAUCUCAAAUACGUUGACAGUACCAUUUUCAAUUGUAACCAUUUACGCAGCUUCCUGCCACUUAAGCUCAAUAACCCUAUCAGUUGUAAUGUGAUGGGUAAUCUCUUUUCUAGACUUGAUUGUCUCAAGUAUUUGCGAAUGUUAUCUUUGUCUGGGUACAAGAAUGUCAAAGAGCUUGUGGAUGAUUUGAGUAAUUUAAAACAUCUACGUUAUCUUGAUAUUUCUUUCACUUCAAUUAAAGAGUUGCCUAAUUCAAUCUGUUUGCUGAUUAAUUUGCAAACGUUGAAAUUAGUCAACUGUUGUCACUUGACUGAAUUGCCUUCAGAUUUGCACAAGCUCAUCAAUUUGCGUCAUCUUGAUUUGCGUGGGACCAGCAUACAAAAGAUGCCUGAGCAUAUGGGAAAGCUAGAACAUCUUCGAACAUUAACUCGUUUUGUCGUGGGAAAAAAUAGAGGAUCUGAUAUGAAGGAGUUGGGGAAGUUAAGCUAUCUAAGAGGUACAAUAUCUAUUCUAAUCCUAGACAGUGUCAUUGAUCCUAUAGAUGCCAAGGAGGCCAAUAUGAAAGAGAAGAAAUAUUUGGAAGAAUUAGUGUUGGAAUGGUGUAAAAGCAAUGAAGAUUCACAGCACGAAAGGUGCAUCUUGGAGUCUUUCCAACCUAACAAGAAUCUGAAAAAGCUCACUAUUAAUUUCUAUAAUGGAACUAGAUUUCCGAAUUGGUUCGAGGCUCCUUAUUUACCUAAUUUAGUGUCUCUUCAGCUGAGUGGAAGUAACUAUUGUUUUUGUUUGCCACCCCUCGGACAGCUACCCUGUCUCAAGCAGCUCCAAAUCUACAAGUUUGUUGAAAUAGAACUGAUUGGACCUGAAUUUUAUGGGGAUAGUUCAUCAGGUGCUCCAUUUAGAUGCCUGGAAUGUUUAACAUUUUCACACAUGAAACAAUGGGAAGAAUGGAAUACAUGUUAUGAAGGUGAAAGUUUCCCGUGUCUUCAAGAGCUUCAAAUAUGGAAUUGUCGCAAGUUGAGAAAGUCCUUGCCUCAAUUUCUUCCUUCUCUGAAAAUUCUAAAUAUUAGCAACUGUGAAAAUCUUGAGGCUCCACUUCCCAAUGCCUUUCCCUUGGACCAGCUUAUGUUAAGCAAUUGUAAGAUUUCACUGCACGAUGUGCCAAACAGCUUGACAAGCAUGUCCAUGUCUGGAAUUAGAAUUAAUGAGUCCUGCCUGAACCAUAUUCUGCUCAGUAACCCGUCUCUUGGACAACUGUACCUGAGUAGUUGUGAUGAACUUGUGUCACCCUCUAUAAGUGGGAUUGGAUUUUCAACUUCCAAGCUUACUUCCAUGUUCUUUGAUAAGUUGAGUAAUCUAAAGUCACUUCCUGAUGACAUGCAUAUCAUUUUUCCAUAUCUUCAUUCUUUGACAUUGUGGGACUGUCCAGAGCUAGAAUCACUUCCCCUAGAAGGUUUGCCUCCAAGCCUUGUUGAACUUACAAUCAUCCGUUGCCCCAAACUCUUUGCUUCCCGCAUGAGCUGGGGCUUGCACAAGCUUUUUUCUCUACGACACAUCACUUUUAGUGUUGAGUUAGAGAGUGAGGAGUCAUUCCCAGAGGAAGCAUUGCUCCCACCUAAUGUCACAUCUCUCACCAUGAAAAAUUGCUCAAAUCUAAAAUCAAUAAAUUACAAGGGUCUUCUCCACCUCAAGUUUCUUGAAUCCUUGUGUGUUUGGGAUUGCCCCUUAUUGUGUCCCCAAGGCUUGCUAGAGAAGGGUCUACCCAAGUCGCUUUUGCGGUUAGAAAUUUGGGGCAAUUGUCCAUUGCUUAAGGAGCAGUUCCAAGAGGAGAAAGGACAAGGGUGGCCUGAACUUUCUCACAUCCCUCAUGUGUGCACUCAUUAGAUAGAGAUUCUUAAAGAUACUUGAACAUUGGUUCUUGUGAUUUCAAAGGUACUUUUUCUUUCCUAGACCUCUUGUUUGUAUGUCUGGUAUUUCUUUGUCUUAUCUUUCUUUCCUCAUGUUUGUAAUAAAAGGCACCUUCAGUUCAUGAAAAUUUGCUAAGAGGAUCAUAUUUUAAAUGUUGGAGACUUGGCACAGUUGCUUGGUGGGGUUGCUUUACGCAGUUUUUUCUUUUAAAAAAAAAAAAAUCGUAUACUGUAAAAUAUAAUGAUACUGCCCCUAUUGACAUAACCUUGAAUUUCCAUCCACUGUGUGUUUUGCUUGCUGUACAGAGACAAUAUAUGGAAGUAUAAACUUUUUCCUUCCAAAACUCUUGUAAAUUUUAUGAAGUAGCACCUUGGCAAGCAGAAACUAGACAACUAGUAACCAUUUUGUUCUUUUUUUUUUCUGUUACUAUUUUAAAUUGGAUUGCAUUUAUGCGUAUGUGACGACAGAGAGUUUCUCUUAAGCUUUUAUCAGUUUUCCUUUAACAAGAUGAUUAUGUAUUUAUAUCUACUUGUGAUUAGAGCUGUAGUUCAACCACAUAUAAACGUUGCUUCAUAAGAAAUCAAGGUAAAAACUGAACUAUUCUUUCCUAUAUAUAAUGAACAACAAAUAAUGAUGAAAUAUCAUCCUAUAUCUAUGAAUUUCCUCAGUUUAAGUGCAUUGUUUGCAUAAUAUUUUCAAAUUGCAUCUAUUGUAAACAUUUUGCGCUUAGAAUUAGUCAAUAAUAAUGAAAAACCCCUUUCUUAAUGCUUUGCUUACAGUAAGAUGCUGUUUUUAUUUUUUAUAUUUAAUAAUUUCAGAAACACCAUCUGAUCGCUCACACAUGCAUUUUAGGGUUAUAAAAUUUAUAAAAUUUCUAUUCAUACUCCAAUAUAUAUUCCUAGCUGGAGACCAUAUUGAAAGAAAAACUCAUUUGUAUUUUUCGUGGUCAGCGUACAAUUCAUUGUUCAUAAUUAUCAGUGUCCAUCUAGCAUUGAAGUUUUGCUCCUUUCUUCUUCUCCUUCUUGGGGCUUGGGAGUGGUGAGGACAUAAGCCACUUUCAAACUUGUGAGAAGAAAUCUUAUCGUCCUUUGCUAUCUUAGAAUGUUGCCUCCUUCAAAUCUUUCCAGUUUCAUAAAAUUUGUUGUCAACUCCUUCAAAGAAGCCAUUUGCAGUAUGAAAUGUGGCAAACCCAAUGGCGUACAGUAUUAUUGUUAAUUGUUAGAAAAGAUCCAUAAUAUGUUCUGGCAUUGUCCCAACACUGUUAUUUCCCUGCAAGUAUGAUGUAUGAUUAUGGCCAAAGCUGUGAGCGUACUUGAAUAUAGCAGUUGGCAGAUUUGUUUUUCCAGACUUUCUUUAGAUAAAGAUGCUUCUUUUUGCACCUUUGAUCAUACCCCAUCUUGAAUUCAAGAGGUAGUGGAUGAUGAGAGGCAUAGAAGAGAUUUUUUGGUGACUUGAUUUUAGUCUUUUUUAUUGAUGUUAAUGUCCACGCUGGAUAUUGAACCUAUUAUCUCAGAAUGUUCUAAACCCAGCUCAUGUGCUAUAUUAAUGGGGAGCAGCCUAACAUACUACAAACCCAAGCAGGAGGGGAAUGCAGUAGUGAUAGAAUGAAAUGGUUCUAUUUGCUUCUGCUGUGUAGUUAUCAAUGUUGUCAAAACUGGACUAGGUAUUAAACUGGUUAUGGUACUAGUUCAUUGAGCUGUGAUCAGAUCGUGGUUCGACCGGUCUCAAUUUAAGUCUAAUUUUCUUGUCUUUUCUUUCCAUAACAGAAGUUGCUCACAAAAGUUCAGUCAAUUCCACCUGCAAGGGCGUGCAAUGUUGAAUGUUAAUCCAAGGUCUCUUAUUCACUCUCUUGAUAGACUUGCACAUGGACACAUUAAUUGACGACGGAUAGAUCAAAGAUUUUGUUUAUUAUCAAUCCAUAGUGACUUUUUCCCCUUUUUGGUUGAAGGCAAAAUUGAACUCUGACUAUAUUUUAUAGCCAAUCUCAAGUCUAGAUAAAGAAAGAAGGUUGUGUUAGGACUCAACAACCAACAUAAAAUUCUGUCAAAUUUCACAUGAAUAUGGACAAUAAACUUUUUUUAUUGUUGUUGGUUGUUAAAAGAGGCCUAACAGCUGGUUCAUCGAUAGAUGAGUUGUUUAGUCGUAUAGUUCAUUAUUCAAACUUAUGAACAUCAUGACUUGUUCCAAGUUGUUUUU
Molecule: messenger RNA, 5807 nt
Organism: Prosopis cineraria
Lineage: Eukaryota; Viridiplantae; Streptophyta; Magnoliopsida; Fabales; Fabaceae
Product: putative disease resistance RPP13-like protein 1
Exons: 2
Coding region: 330-3587 (1085 amino acids)
Biological process (GO): defense response to other organism
Molecular function (GO): protein binding; ADP binding
Source: RefSeq, a predicted model, not a curated record